CUGCGCUCUCCUAGUUUUUUUUUACACACUUCUCCAUCCCACCACCUCUCUCUCUAAAAUCUUUCUGAGAGGAGUAGAUUCUAGAGAGAAUCGAAGUUCUUCUUGAAGUCCUCGUUCUCUUCUCUGUAAUUGAAAAAGUAGAGAAGAACCGUGUAACAGAGCUGAUUCUGCAUUCCAAAAGGAAUUCUCGUAUUCAGCUGUUCAAUGGCUUCUGCUCUAAUACUUCUUUUUGGGUGAUGCAAGUAUAAACACAAGAAAAGGUGAAGCCAGCCAGUAUGGAUAAGGACGUGAUUCUAGAGCAGCCUACUGGUGUCUUGACUGGCAUAAAGUUUAGUCUUUUGACUGAAGAAGACUUGGAAAAGCACUCCGCCGUCUCAGUAGAAUCUGUGAAUGAUGUUACAGAUCCUAAGAUGGGGGUACCAAAUAUGUCAUCCGAGUGUACAACAUGCGGGGCCAAAGACAUAAAAACCUGUGAAGGACAUAAUGGGAUUGUUAAAUUGCCAAUAGAUCUUUUCCAUCCCUUCUUCACUUCAGAAAUUGCGCAAAUUCUGAAUCAAGUCUGUCCGGGUUGCAAGUCCGUCAGGACGAAGGGCCCGAGCUCAAUGACAGAAACUUCAGCUUCCCCAUAUUAUGCUCAACAAUUUACGUGCAAAUAUUGUGUUAAAAGCUCAACUGAUUGGUAUCCUAAAAUGAAGUUUAAAGCUGCGGGUGCGAGAGAUUAUUUUGGAAAGAAUAUUUCAGAAAUUAUUGUAGAAGUGACAGACAAGAUUCCUAGGAAGUACUUCAGUAAGGGUCUUGAACUGCCAAUGGAUUACUGGGAUUUUAUUAUGAAAGACCCGCAACAAGUAGAAACUGAUUAUAAAUCCCACAGAAGAUCUCUGACACCAUUACAGGUUUGUAAUAUAUUAAAGGAUGUUGAUCCGAACUUCAUCAAAAGCAUUGUUCCAAAGCGUAUAUUGCUUUUUCUUUCUGCAAUAUUAGUUACACCCAAUUGUGGCCGCGUGGUGGAGAUGGCCAAUCUACUCACUACUGGGCAGAGUAUGAUUUUUGAUGAUCGUACCAAAGCUUACAAACGGCUUGUUGAUUUUAAAAGAAGUGCUAAUGAACUUGGCUCCCGCGUGGCCGACUGCUUAAGUGUUUCCAAGCUAAACACUGGAAAGUCGUCCAACAAUAAAUUAGAUUCUUUCAACAAUAAAUUUGAUUUUCCAAACAAGAAACCAGAUUCUUCUAAAACUGGUCAUCAAUGGGUUAAAGAUGUUAUGCUUGGCAAGAUGACGGAUAAUUCUUUCCGUAUGGUUAUUGUUGGUGACCCGAGGAUUAAAUUGGGUGAAAUUGGUAUACCAAAUGAUAUUGCAGAAAGGUUGGAGGUUACUGAGUGCCUAAACUCGUGGAAUUGGCAAAAGUUAAAUAUGUGUGCCAAUUCCCGUCUUCUGGAAAAAGGAGUCCUUAUUGUAAGGAGAAAGGGUAAAAAGGCUUGCGUGUUCAAGACGGACGAUCUGAAAAUUGGUGACGCUGUCUAUAGGCCUUUAGAAGAAGGCGAUCUUGUGAUGAUUAAUCGACCUCCAUCUUUGCAUCAACACUCUAUAAUUGCUUUAUCUGUUAAGAUCCUGCCGACAGGCUCGGUUGCUUCCUUAAACCCACUUAUAUGUGAUCCUCUCCGUGGGGAUUUUGAUGGUGAUUGUCUUCAAUGUUAUGUUCCACAAUCCAUUGACUCCAGGGUGGAGUUGAGGGAGCUUGUUACUUUAAACCAGCAACUAGUAAAUGGACAAAAUGGACAGAGCCUACUUUCGGUGAGUCAUGAUAGCUUAGCUGCUGCUUAUUUGCUAAGGAAAGAUGAUGUUUACUUGAAUAAAGCACAAAUUCAGCAGUUAGAAAUGUUGUCUCUUCAUCUUCCCCCCUUUCCUGCCAUUGUGAAAGCACCCACACCCGAAAUGAAGGAGGAUGAAGCAUGCUUGCAUCAGCGACCCAUCGAGCAGUUAGAAAUGUUGGCUUCUCAUCAUUUUCGCUCUCCUGCUAUUGUUAAAGCACCCAAUUUUCAGAGAUCUAUGUGGACUGGUAAGCAGCUACUGAGCAUGUUAAUGCCGCAAGACUUUAAUUUUGAUUUUCCAGUGAAUGGUAUCUGCAUAUCUGAGGGAGAGAUACUAUCUUCUUCACUGGAGUCUGCUUGGCUGCAAGAUACGGAUGAUAGCAUUUACUCUACUCUGGUCAGGAAUUAUGGGGAUAAAACUCUUGACAUCCUGUUUUCUGCUCAGGAGAUAUUGUUGGAAUGGAUAUCAAUGAGGGGUUUUAGUGUUUCUUUGUCAGAUAUAUACCUAUCUUCUAAUUCAUGCUCCAGAGGAAAUAUGGUUGAGGAAGUGAGCAUGGGUUUACAAGAAGCUACCCAAGCAUUUCGAACCAAGGACUUUCUGAUAAAUCGUACGUGUAUGGAGAAUCUUCUGAGAGAUAGUGAAGACACCCAUAAUUGUGAAACUUUUGAAGUGGAUGAUAUCGACAAAAGGUUAUAUGACUUGACCGAAAUAAACAUUGGUGCAUAUCAGGAUGUCUUUCGUGAUGUCCAAAGGCUGGUGUACCAUUAUGCAUCGAAGGAAAACUCGAUGCUUGCUAUGGUUAGAUCGGGAAGCAAGGGUAGUUUACUGAAAUUAGUUCACCAAAGCCUGUGUCUUGGUUUACAACAUUCGAGUGCUCCAUUAUCUUUUAGAGUGCCCAGCAUGCUUUCAUGUUCUGCAAGGAAUCAUAGAGAUUUUGAUACUCCUGGAUCCCACAUUCUUUACGCCGUGAUUGAAAAUUCUUUCCUCAGUGGCUUGGACCCUUUAGAAUGUUAUGUGCAUUCGGUGUCAAAUCGGGAUAGUUCUUUUGGAGAAAAUGCUGAGAUUCCUGGAACUUUGUUUCGAAAGAUUAUGUUCUACAUGCGUGAUUUAUACCUUGCGUAUGAUGGGACGGUUAGGAAUGCAUAUGGAAACCAGCUUGUCCAAUUCUCUUAUGGUGUAUCUGAUAAGGUUACAUCCACUGAGGAUGAGAUAUCUUGCCAGAUUAGUACUGGCAGUGACAGAAGAUGUGGCGGCGAACCUGUGGGCUCGUUGGCUGCAUGCUCCAUUUCUGAAGCAGCAUAUAGCGCCUUAGAUAAGCCACUUUCUAGUGUGGAAGAUUCUUUAUUGCUGAAGCUAAAGAAAUUAUUGAUGUCUUCAAAGACGAAGACAGCGGAGGUCCAGAAUGUAACACUGUUUCUGUCUAAGAAACUAAAAAGAUUGAAUUAUGGAUCUGAGUAUGGAGCCAUAGCAGUUAAGAGUCAUCUGGAGAAAGUUCUUUUUUCAGAAGUUAUUUCUGACACUGCAAUUGUUUUUUCUGAAGAAAAUUGUCAGACCCAUCUUAGUCCAUGGAUCUGCCACUUUCACAUUAGCAAGGAAGAGAUGCAGAAGAAAGGGCUGAAUGUUGCAUCUAUAUCGAGUGCUCUCGAAAAGAAUUGUUGCUCUAACUUGAGCAAACAGAAGUUUGAACUGCCAGUCAUGCAUCUUGAUAGCAGAAGUCAUUGCUCGAUGGCUGGUUCAGAAACCAGUUGUAUUGUGGGGUCUGUUGACAUCGAAGAGGCUUGUUCCAACCAAUUGGCUGGUGUUCGUGACGUGAUGAUGCCAUUUUUGCUUGGGACGGUCAUCAAAGGGUUCGUGGAGGUUGAGAAAGUAGAUAUCGUGUGGAAUGAUUUGCCCAGGGGAUCUCGUACAAGUUCUUCUGGUGAAAUGUGUCUAAGAGUUUCCAUGGCCAGAAAAUUCAAGAACUUCAAGUUCUGGAGUAUUAUUAAGAAUGCCUGUCUCCCCAUUAUGGAUCUAAUCGAUUGGGAACGCAGUUAUCCGAACAGCAUCAAUGAUGUAUCUCAUGCCUAUGGGAUAGAGGCUGCAUGGGCACACUUUUUCAGAAGUUUGAAGUCUGUAACAUCUGAUAUAGGAAAGAGUAUUCUUGAAGAACAUCUGCUCCUCAUUGCAGAUCGUUUGUCUUUUACAGGGGAGUUUCUCGGUUUAACUGCCAAAGGAUUAAUAACUCAGACAUCCACCCCAUCUCCAUUUAAUCAAGCAUGCUUCAGUAGACCUCUCUUCAAUUUCGUCCAAGCUGCAAAGGAUGAAGCUAAAGAUGAUCUUUCAGGGACCCUAGACGCAGUUGCAUGGGGCAAGAAAGUUCCCGUUGGCACUGGUGGCAACUUUGAGAUUAUUUAUUCGCAAAAGGAUGACCAAGUUGACAAACUGGAUAUCUUUAAUACGUUAUCUACCCAACCGAUUUAUAAAGACGCGCAAAAGGCGUCCCCUAAAAAAGGUGACAAAUGGGAUAACUAUUCAUUUGCAGAUGGAUUUGCAAUCCCAGCUACGCCCGUUAAGUCAGAAAGCAUCCCAAAGGCAGUUGGUAACGCUUCUCCUUCAGAAAAUGACAUAUUAGACAUGGUCUUUCAAUUGCAGAACAUCUUGUACAAGUAUCCGGUUGGGCAUUCUUUGAGUGAAGACGAGAUAUCCACAAUGAUUUGUGCUUUGAGUUAUCACCCUCGAGGAAAUGAGAAGGUGGGAUCUGGACUUCGUGAAAUUAAGGUUGGUUACCAUCCGAAGUAUAAUUCUCGCUGUUUCAAUGUAGUAAGAACUGACGGUAGCAUUGAAGAUUUCUCGUACCGAAAGUGUGUUUUCGAAGCAGCAAAACGAAUUUCUAUUCAUUGUGCUGAAUCGAUAAUGAAACGGUUUAAGAAUGAUAACAACAACAGUUACCUGGUGCAAGAGCACAAUUGAUAACCUCCCACUCCGUGGAGGAGUACAAUUUUGCUACUUCAUUUUUUGGUGCUUUGCUACUUGAAUUCAAUCUUAUCCAUACAUCUAAGUGCAUAUAGUACAGUCAUAGAUAUGUCCUUGGUUGUUUGGAUGGGAUUAAUUCUAAAAAGCUAAUCACCAAAAAUCAAGUAACAACAUGGCACUCCGCCCCAAGGAGGGCAUGUUGGUACGGGAGUGAUAAACAUCUUAUCCAAGAGAAAUCUGUUGAUCCACGGAACAUGCUAAAGGCUGCUGCAAUUACUAUGGGCAGCCACAAGUUGCAAUCCUUUCAAAGCAAAAGGAAGGCUGUUAAUGCCACUUGUGCAGUCGCAGCCUGAUGAAGAUGGGAGAUUGCUGCACAAUGAAAAUGGAAGAAUUUUGGUCCAGAAGCCCACUUGAACUUUCAAAGAUAAUUCUUUCGGAGUUGCACGUGCUGGUGGUGGGAGGAGGCUAAGGAACACUAGUUACCAUUUAGGUUUUGAAGCAUGUAGUAUGUAAAAUAAAAACAACCAUCGCUUUAUUUCUGCCACUAAAUACUACUAUGUAAAAGCUAUAGAAGUUGAAAAUAGAUCUCCCUUUGAAAGUCUUAAUGAUAGUAGUUUCAAGUUUACUUUCUGCA
Papaver somniferum (opium poppy) is the source of this 5394-nucleotide messenger RNA. RefSeq names its product DNA-directed RNA polymerase IV subunit 1-like. Gene Ontology annotation, molecular function: DNA binding. The coding region runs from base 276 to 4757 and encodes 1493 amino acids. Lineage: Eukaryota; Viridiplantae; Streptophyta; Magnoliopsida; Ranunculales; Papaveraceae. Gene Ontology annotation, biological process: DNA-templated transcription. Gene Ontology annotation, cellular component: RNA polymerase II, core complex. The transcript has 21 exons. The record is from RefSeq and is a predicted model, not a curated record.